CGGGUUUUUAGACGAUCACGAACGUUCCGCCGGUGCGUGUUUCCGACGCUGGUAAGAAAUUUUCCGACCAAAACGUGCACACACAUUUCGUGCAGGCGAGGUUUGUGUCUUGCGUUAGAACUUUUAGUGAUUUUGUGGUUGCGGCUAUUGAUGCAAUUUUGCUAGUUAAACACAAGUGUAGAGUGUGUGAAGUGUUUUUUUUAUAUCUAAUGUUGUGUUCCGAAUGAAACGCCUCACGGUGAGCGUGAUCUUGAUCUUGUGACGAGAAGUGAUGCCACAAAGGCGACGGUUUGGUGCAGUAGAAAUGGCUUAAAUAGACAACCGCAUCAACGAGAACAGGAGCCACGAUCAACCACGGUUUGUCGGCGGGUCAACUAAAUCGAGUGCACGAUCUGUUGAGGAGGCGACUAUCGGACUCAUUCGGUCAAGGACUUUAGAGGUCCAACGACACGGUCCGCGAUGAAGGAGAAGAGCAAAAAUGCCGCCCGGUCCAGGCGGGAAAAGGAGAACGCCGAGUUCCUGGAGCUGGCGAAGCUGCUGCCACUGCCGAGCGCGAUCACGUCACAGCUGGACAAGGCGUCGAUCAUACGGCUGACGACGUCGUACCUGAAGAUGCGCGCCGUAUUCCCGGAAGGUCUCGGCGAUGCGUGGGGCACUCAGCACAUCCCGAACAAUCCGCGCGAUCUCGCAAUCAAGGAGCUCGGAUCGCACCUGCUGCAAACACUGGACGGGUUCAUCUUUGUCGUCGCACCGGACGGCAAGAUCAUGUACAUUUCCGAGACGGCCUCGGUCCAUCUCGGGCUCAGCCAGGUCGAGCUGACCGGCAACUCGAUCUACGAGUACAUCCACAACUACGACCAGGACGAGAUGACGUCCGUGCUGUCGCUACAGCCGAACAUGUACGUCGGGCCGCCGGCCGGUGGCAACGGUACGGAACCGUCCCCCGGUACCGGUCCGCUCCUCGCCUCGACACCCUCGCACUCCUCGCUAGCAGCGGAUGCGGGCGGACCGACGGGCACCACCGAUUCACCCAUCUCGCCGUUUGCCAGCCUGCUGCACCACCAACACCACCAUCACCAUCCGGGCGGUGGCGAAUCACCCCCGCAAAGUCUCACUUCGUCCGGUGGCUCGAUCGGUACCACGCUCGGCGGACCGCUCGGUCAGUCGCCCAACGAUAUGCAAGCGGGAAUGCACCACCACCAGCAGCAGCAGCAGCAGCAGCAUAUGGGCGGCAACGGUGGACAUUCGCCGCUCGGAGCGGUGUACGGGAGUGGUCCGGGCGGGUACGGCGGUAUGCCGCAGCCGCCGCACCACCACCACAAUCACCAUCACGGCCACUAUCACCAUCAUCACCAUCACAGCUACGGUCAGCACCAGACGAUCGAGAUCGAGCGGACGUUCUUCCUCCGGAUGAAGUGUGUGCUGGCGAAGCGAAACGCAGGCCUCACGACCAGCGGCUACAAGGUAAUACACUGUUCCGGCUAUCUGAAGGCCCGCAUCUACCCAGGGGACGCGACGUACGGCGAAGGGCACAGCUGCAUCCAGAACCUGGGCCUGGUUGCGGUCGGCCACUCGCUACCCCCGUCCGCCAUCACCGAGAUCAAGCUCUACCAGAACAUGUUUAUGUUUCGCGCCAGCAUGGAUCUGAAGCUGAUUUUCCUGGACGCCAAAGUGGCCCAGCUGACGGGCUACGAGCCGCAGGAUUUGAUCGAGAAAACGCUCUACCAGUACGUCCACGCAGCGGACAUACUACACAUGCGCUACUCCCAUCAAGUGUUGAUGUACAAGGGCCAAGUGACGACCAAGUACUAUCGCUUUCUGACGAAGGGCGGUGGCUGGGCGUGGGUGCAAUCGUACGCCACGGUCGUGCACAACACGCGCUCCUCCCGUCCGCACUGCAUCGUCAGCGUGAACUAUGUGCUGAGCGACCAGGAGGCGCAGGAUCUGCUGCUGAAUGAGGUGCAGCAGCCGCAGCACAGUGCGCCCACCCAGCACCAACCGUCGCCGAGCGUCAAGCCGGAAGCUGGUGGUGGUGGGGGCGGCGGUGUUGCCGCCAGCAACAAGGAGCGUAGUCUGAGCGAACCGGCUACGGCGCUGGCCGCCACUAUGACGCCCGUUUCCGGGCUAGCGUCUGGUGUGCCCGCCCACAUGUCCCCGAUCGGUGGUACCGUGGUGGUGGGCGGCAACAAUGGAACGGCGCGGCGCGGUGCCUCAGUGCAGCCACCGCAUCAGGCCAGCAUGUCGUAUGGGUUGCUAGGGAAGGAACUGCAGCACCAGGACCAUCUACAGCAGCAGCAGCAGCAGCAGCAGCAACAUCAGCACAACACCUUCCUUCAGCUCGCCAACCUGGACGAUGAUGCAAGUCUCGGACCGAUACCGGGUGCCCCGUCCGCCUGUCUGGUGACGCAUCCCGGGUCCACGGGUCUGCCCCCGUCCACCGGGCAGGACGAGUACGAGCUGCAGAUGCAGUACGGGUCCGGCACGACCCACCAGCAGGAGCCGAACACGGGCAGCACCGGGUACUGCAUGAACGCGGCCCCAACCGGCGGCCUGCUGGAGGGCCACGGAGCUGGUCCACAUCCGGGGACGGACGGGAGCGACGCGUUUCUGGAGCCGUACUACGACCAGUUCUACGGAGGGUACGACUCCCGGCAGGAUCCCAUCUCGAUGCGACCGUAUUCGGCCAGCUCGAACAGCUGCAGCAGCUCGGAGGCGGAGGGUGUGCUCGGACAUCAGCAGCAGCAUCAUCAGCAACAUCAUCACCAGCAGCAGCAGCAACAUCACCAGCAGCAUCCGCUCCAGCAGCAGCCUCCGCCGCCCAGCUACGGCAGCAUGAGCAUGGCUGGGGCUGGCGUGUUGCGGCAGCACGUCACCACCGGCGACCUCGGAAACACUUACGGUGACCACCAUCAGCUCGACUUUGUACCGAGCAAUGGCCAUCAGCAGCAGCAGCAUCACCACCACCAACUCCAACAGCUCGACCAGCACACAGGUCACACGAACGGUGGCAACUCCAGCUUUUUGUACGACGCGUCGCCGGCAACGAUGGACGGCAGCACCAGCUCGGCCUCCCCGUUCGAUGGCAUCGCGCAACCGUUCGAGCUGCACCAUCUCCCGACCACCCACGGGCACUUCCGGCAGCAGCAACAUGCCGACCUGCAGCAGCAGCUCGGCGAGUCGCCGCUGGUAUCGUCGACGUCUUCGUCGUCGUCGUCCGCCCUGCUCGGUGGGUCGCCCGCACGCCGUCCAGCGCCCGAUCGCGACGAGUCGGUCGUCAGCGGGGCGGAACCGGGCGCCUCCAAGCAGCCGAAGCUGGCCAACCACCACCAGCAUCAGCACCAGCUGGCGAACGGCACAGUCAGCAGCAACGGGACGACCACCGGGAGUGCCAAUGCGCUGCAGGCGACAAACGGUGCUGCCAGCAGUAACCACCUGAGGGGCGCUGGUAAUGGCAGUAUCAUUAUCAGCACCACCGACACCAACCAGGGCGCCGAUACGAAUGGCGUCGUCACGGUCAGCAUUAAUCUGAACCAUCUGCACAGCAGCACCGGCGGCGUUAGCAGUAGCAGUGGCAGCACCAGCGGAGGUCCAUCAUCUAUCAGCAACAGCCAUCUACUUAGCACCAGCGCUAAUGAUCAUAAUGGUGCCAUUAACAACAACAACAAUAACAACAACAACAACACUAACAGUAAUAAUAAUAAUCUGCACAGUUUGGAGAAGAAGGGCGGCCCGGUGCCUAACCGCAACUCGCAGCCGGUGCGAAGUCAGCCGCCGCACUACACUGCCGACUCGCACUACGAUCUGCCGCACUACACGAGCGUCAUCGUCGAGUCGACGGCGAACGGGUCGACGGCCGCGCCCAACAAUGGCGCGAACAGUGUCACCGGCAAGCUCUCGUCCAACGAGUACAUCUCGCAGCAGCAGCCGUGCACGUAAGCAAGGCCAUUGACAGAGAAGGGAUUAUUGUAAUAAUAAGCCAAUACAGCCACCACACAAACCGAUCAAAGCGCGCGGUACAAUUCCAUUUUCCCGAGGCCACUUUAAUCAAAUUAUAAGUCGGUUGGGCGAAACCGAAAAAAAAAAAGAACAGGAGAUUACUACCGCUAAGGGUAAUUUAUGCGCGUGUGCUACUAACCUUUUUGGCGUGUAUAUUUGCUGUCGGUUUUUUCGGCACAUUGAAAGUAGGGCCCUACUCCUUCGUAGAGCAGCUAUAACUAAGGCACAUAUGGUGCCUUUUUAUUGCCACUCGCAGCUUCAUAUUGCGUGGCUAGAACUUUUAUCCCCCCGGUUCUGUCAGUGCGAUAGGCAAGUGUUUCGAUUAGGAUAUUGAGCGUUGCACAUCAGGGGCUAGUGUUGGGUAAAGCUGAAUUCAAGAUUCAUGGAUCUCAAUGAAUCUGUGAAAUCAGGUUGUUUAACCACUUUUACUAUCUCUUUGAUUUCGACUCCUCUCUCAACUCUUUCCGUAACCGUAUUUUUUCUUCUAAUUAUCUUUAAUUAUUCUUCUAAGUUUCAUUAAGUUUUGAUAGUCUCUACGCUCUACCUAUGUUUUUUUCUUUAAUUUUUUUUUUUUGCUAGGUCAAGACUAGUUUAGUUAGGCUUAGUUUUUCAUGAAUUAUUUUGUUUAUUUGUUAGGGUUUAUUUAGUUUUAAGUCUGCUUUAUUUAGCCUUGAUGGCGGAUAUGGAAUUCAUAAAUGAAAUGAAAUGAAAUGAAAUGAAAUGAUUCAAUGCAUCUGAAGCUCUGCUUGUUAAGAUUCCUGAUUCUCGAAAGAUUGAUAGAGAUUGAGUUAUCCUGUUGCUCUUCUUCUUGGCGUAACAACCUACGUGGUGAGACCAGCGUACACAAGCAUGCAAGACUUCAAGAACCAAGAUGUCACGCAGCCGGAUAGUCUGGUUUGCAACGGCGAGACCGACUGAAACCCGUGAAUUUGUACCUUGGGAUAGCGCAAAUUCAAUAUUUUUGAAAUUUUGUGCAUGUCUAGAGAUUCAUCAAUCCCUGCAGAUUUAUAAACAUUAAUGGAUUUAUGAAUCUUAUGGUUUCAUGAAUCCUUGGAGAUCCUUCCAUCUUUAGAGAAUCAUGCAUCCUUGAAGACUCUUGAAUCUUUAGAUUUUUUUUGAAUCUAUGGAGGUUCGAAUGAUUCAUGAAACCCAACACUAACCAGGGCACCAACCGCAUUCCCUCAGCGCAGCUAAUUAAUCGAGAUCACACACUCCCUCUGCCGAAGCCAAAAACACAUCGUGGGAACAUGGAGUAGGACAUCGUGGAGCUGCUGCUGUUCGUUACUUUACUAUUUAACUUUAUUUAUUGUAUGUCUUCUUUCACAUUUCCUCCAGUUUUUCAUUCAUUUUCCCAUCCACCGGGUUUGUAAUGCGUGUGUAACAGGGGAUGGAGGAGAGGGGAGGAGAGGUAAAAGGGGUGUCUGUUGUCUUUUUUCAUAAGUUGACGCUCUCUCACACACUCUCUUCCCAGGGAUUAUUUUUCCUAUGUCCGUGGGUUUUUAUGUUUCGGAGACGUGUGUGUGUGUGUUUGUGUAUAUGUGUGUGUCCGUUACGAUUCCAAAGGAAAGUUUUUUGGAAGUUUGAGCAGAAUUUGUGGCGUAACACACAUAUACCCACAUGCACACACACGCAUCGCGAACAGGAUUAGUGAACAUCACAGUUAAUCAAUUCAAUACAAUCAAUGAUACUUGUGAGGAGAGAGAAUGGGAGGGAGUGGAUGAGGAAGGGGUAGGCUACUUUCAUGUUAAACAUUACACAUGUUACUUUAAGAACUAUUAUUAGUAUUACUUAUGCACUCUACCAAUGGCUCCUAACAUCGUUAUUAAGUGAGGCGUGAUUUCUUCCACUCCUGCCGCACCACCAGAGGUUUUUUUUUGUAUGUGAGGGUGUUGUCUAGAUUUUGUUUCUGUUUUAUUAUUAUGAUUACUUCUGUUUUCUGGUAACUUGUGGUAAGUUGUGUGCUGUGUGCAUGUACGCCCCCAUCUUCAAUUCUUUCGUCCGUGCUACUGGAAGAUGAUAAAAUGCGCCAAUCUAUUCAUGUCUCGUGGAUAUUGUUCUGCUUUUUUUGGGCUUUUUCGACCAGUUGUCAAACCAGUCGGACGCCAGAAAGGAGUUCCAUGAGCCUUAGAAUAUCAUCAACCGAAGGAAAUGCUGCUGUAUCUAUAUUAGUAUACUUCUAGCUAAACCAUAUUGGGAUGUUUGUGAAAUCAUUUCAUAUUUCCUUUGUUUUUUUUUUUGCAAAAGUGUAUGUGGUAUAUAAAAAAGAAAACCCGGUCGCUCUAUUCUUCUAAUAAUUGAAUAAUCUCCUCGUUUCCUACACAGCAAUUUCGGCUCGGUGUGUGCGCGUGUGUGUGUUAGUGGUGAUUUACGAAUAUCCAAUGAUUUAUAGGCCGCGAAAAAUCAUUCAGAGUUUCUGGAUCGCUGUGCAAAUCCCAAUGUCUAAUUAAGGCUAUUGUGCUCGUUCACGCGUUUGUUGUUCUUUGGGGGCGCUGAAACAGCGUUAAACGAAGUUUCUACAACAUCCAAUGGAACAACUUCCAACUUCUAAUCCAAUGUGCGAGGAAGACUUGGAAGAGAUUAAUCUCCGCUUAACAAAACUGAGAGAAAGACUGAGAUACAUGAGAGUGCGGGAGACGUCGUGGUACACUAUUUUCAAUGUUUCUGUUCCUGUGUUGCCUCUCGUCCAUAACUCACACACACACAUUGAUUAUCAGGUUUCAUAUUUCUUCCAAUCUCGAACUUCAAUAACUUAAUACAAACAUUACACCGAUAAAACAAGCGCUAGUGUGCAGACUCCCAGUUCAAGAUUGGCCUCCCUAUCUUUUUAGCGUAUUUAUACACACACACACACACACACACACACACACACUCACAUUGAAGCAUCAUUUAAAGUUGGGUUUUGCCGUGGUUUGCACAUUAUGAGUAGUUCCUUCCCGUCAUCCCAUCCCGGAUUGGUAAUCGAUCGACCCCCGGUCUCGCUGCCUUCACUCCGUGACUGUUUCGCUGCACGUGGCAGCAGCGAAGAAAGUUCACAACAGCUACAAGAUCAGCUUCAGUUAACGUGCGUUUCUUAGAAAAAUAACAACGGCACACACAAACUAACCCUAUCCGACACACACACACACUUUGCCAAUCCGUUCCAAUAAGUAGUAGUUUAUGCGGCUCAAGAGUUGUCUACUAGUACACGUGUGCUUUUAUUUUUGUGUUUUUAGUCCUUUAUUUUCUUCGCUUUCCCAUUUCUACUAUGAUUGAUUUGGCAACAAUUUGGUGAGGAGGGGGGGGGGAGUGGAGAAUGCUACAAAGAGAUACCCAUAGUGCAGAGCACACCGGUCACGUGUGGCGUGAAAGGGGAAGGAAGGGCUUGCUUAUCUAGAAUUAUCGCGCCAAUAAGCAUUUAUAUAUUUAUUUUUUUUCAAUUUCAUAAAGCUUUUAUAUGUAUAUUUGCCGUGUGCUUUCUGACUUUCUUCCGCUUUGCUUUGCAUGUUUGCAGCUCCGUCCCGCCCGUUCUCCCCAGUAAUUGAUCGUUGUGCACUUUGCGUUUUUUUUUUGUUUCUUCUUCAUAUAAACCGUAUUAUUGUUUGAAGUUUUCUUUUUUGUACAAACCAAAAACCGGAAGCUACAUCGUGGGAGAGGAGACAUUAUAAUCGUUCUAAGUUUGUAGAAACACGUUCCAAACAAAAUUUAAACAAGUUUAAAUAAGAAAGCGAAUGACGUGUCAUAUCUAGCGACGUUGACAAACGCAAAACCAUGUAUAAGAAGAAAAAACAAAGAAACAUAGUUAAAAUUAAGGCAUAUCUUCAUAAGAAAAGAAAGAGAAAGAGCGAGUGAGAGCGGUCCUUAGAAGAAAAAAAAACGACCACAGUAGGUACGUGUACGAAGAACCUGCGCAAUGUUAAUGUUGAAUGAUGAAAACAAGCAAUAAAAUAAAUCAAUGUACAGACAUGAAGUGUGGUUUUGUAUAAUUGUAUUCUUUUUUUGCGAGAAAAGCAAAAUGAAGAAAAAAAUCAAUACAUUCUCUUGUGUAUAUAAACAACAAAAAAAAAACAAAAACGUUCGGAUGUUAAACUGUGCGGGUAUGUGGGAUGGCAUCCGAAGGAAAACACUUACAGCGAGGGGGAGGGAGGGGUAAAGCUAAAUGCAAAUUAAUUGUAACCUUUUUUUCAUUCCCUCUUCCAGUCACAGUACGUGCUUUCCCCACGGCAACGCCAGUGUGUGUGUGUGUGUAAUGAGUUAAACAUAAAACUAAAAAUGCCUUCCUAUCAGCCCUCCCCCAGCAAACUGUAUUGUUCUACACACAGGCACACACACAGACACACGGGCGCAAACUGCAAUUAAGCAAGUAAUCAGCUGCAACGAAUCGUUAGGUUAGGUUUGUUUUUUUUUUUUCAAGAUAUAAAUUAUAUUCUUCGCUUACGUGCUAGUGAAAUGAACGUUCAACAGUGAUUAUAAUUGUUUUGUUGACACACACAGUGAUGCCACUGAUUUUACCACUAUCGCUCGUCGGUUGCAAGGAAGGGAGGGAGAUGGAUGAAAGAGGGAAAGAAAGGAAGGGAGGGGGGGCUCGUAGCACCGACCAAAUGUAUAUGUUGCCGGGGGAAGGGGGGGGGGGGGAGAGGAAUACACUAUGUAAUAUGUAAUAAGUAUUUAGGAAUAUAACACGAAAUCGAUCGGCUCUUCUCUCUUUUUUGCUGCUGCAAACGAAACGGGGGGAGGGGGGGGCAGGUAAAGCCGUCCACCUUCUUCCCGCCGCCAUGCUGGAGACGCCGAAACCGAACUCAGGCACGCACGCUCCUCUCGCUUACCCUAUCCUACCCCUGCUCCCUGCUAGCGCACCGUCCUACGCUUCGCUAUCAUCCGCUUCUAUAUGGAUUUUUUUUUCAAUCGACGUUUUGCUUCACACUAAAUACUUUCGCGCCUUACAAUUGCUCGGUCGCGUAACAUAACCCUUUUCUAAAAAAAAAAAAGAAGUAAGUCCAAGUCCAACACAAACCAGGAGCAGUCACGAUCAUCACACACCAUCGCUCGCCUGUUUGCCACCCCUGUGUCCGAUUGGUGGAAGAAUGUAAAACUACACACAGUCUCAUUGGGGCGAAACAGCAAAACAAAAAAAUCAAACAACUAGCCUAGGAUGCGUUUCUUUUCCCCUUGUUCUCUUCCCAUUUUUUUCUUCCUUCAGUGUCCCCGUUUUUUUCUUCCUCGGCACUACUGUAACCGUGUGUCUUCUCGUUCUCAAAUCAGCCUUUCGUUUUCGCAUCAGUUAUUUUUUUGUUUGUUGUUGUUGUAUGCCAUGAACUAGGUUCCAAUAUAAAUAAGGUAGCAAAUUACACUCGGAAGCGUUAGCAAGAUAAAGAGAUAGAGAGAGAAAGAGAGAGUUAUUUGGGGGGGCGUAAUUAAAAAAAAAAACAAUCAAAUAAACAAAAAAGCAAAUCUAAACUGCAAAUACUGCAUACACUGCAAACAA
Anopheles gambiae (African malaria mosquito) is the source of this 9457-nucleotide messenger RNA. Its product is annotated as protein single-minded. The coding region runs from base 460 to 3936 and encodes 1158 amino acids. NCBI's taxonomy places the organism in Eukaryota, Metazoa, Arthropoda, Insecta, Diptera, Culicidae. Gene Ontology annotation, molecular function: protein dimerization activity; DNA-binding transcription factor activity, RNA polymerase II-specific; RNA polymerase II transcription regulatory region sequence-specific DNA binding. The transcript has 7 exons. Gene Ontology annotation, biological process: regulation of transcription by RNA polymerase II. The record is from RefSeq and is a predicted model, not a curated record.